This is a messenger RNA of Mugil cephalus (flathead mullet), 6120 nucleotides long. It is a transcript of the gene cep170ab, whose product is annotated as centrosomal protein 170Ab. The record is from RefSeq and is a predicted model, not a curated record. Gene Ontology annotation, cellular component: centriole. Bases 438 to 4613 code for a protein of 1391 amino acids. NCBI's taxonomy places the organism in Eukaryota, Metazoa, Chordata, Actinopteri, Mugiliformes, Mugilidae. The transcript has 19 exons. Gene Ontology annotation, molecular function: protein binding.
GGGCUGGGCAGCGGGCUUGCAGGAGCAGCAGCGCUGUUCAUGAUCUUCUACAUGUCGGAUGCUGAUUGUCCGAAGGGUACCUGGUGAGACACGUUUACCUGUUUGUGUUUUACAGCAGACCUGCUCCGAUGCCUCUGGCUGCGUCCCCCGCGUUAAGGAUGGAGACGAUGAGAUGAGCAUCGCUGUCUGUGCGACAAGCCCAUACGUCGUCCGUAAUGGUCGAGAUCCUUGGAUGCACAUCACCAGGCUGGACGACGUUUCAGUCCGCUUUAAAAACACGUGAUAGCUGUUUUCGCAAAUCUGCCUGAAUUAGCCCGUGUUUGGUUUAAAGGGUAAAGCGAUGUUCAGAGCGACAAGGAUCAAUGUACGCUUCAGAUGACAAGUCGCCAAUUAACGCAGGAUCCAUUGAGGGUCAAAGGUGACCUAGUGAGGCAGAAAUGAGUCUGACUUCCUGGUUCCUGGUGAGCGGUGGGGGGACACGCCAUCGUCUCCCCAGGGAGAUGAUCUUCGUGGGGAGGGACGACUGCGAGCUCAUGCUGCAGUCCCGCAGUGUGGACAAACAGCAUGCUGUAAUCAACUAUGAGCCAAACACAGAUGAGCAUAAAGUUAAAGACCUUGGCAGCUUGAAUGGGACGUUUGUCAACGAUGUCCGAAUACAGGAGCAAAUUUACGUCACCCUGAAAAUUGAUGACAAAUUGAGGUUUGGAUACGAUACCAACCUGUUCACCGUGGUUCGAGGAGAGAUGCAUAUUCCUGAGGAGGCCCUCAAGCAUGAAAAGUUCAGCAGCCAGCUUCAGCUGAACCAGAAGAAACCGCCAGACGCAGAACCAUGCAAACUCGAGGUGAAACCCUCCGAGGUAGCGGCAGCAGCAGCAACAUCAGUGUGUGAGGGGGCCGCUGCCAAGGCCCCCGAAGGCAGCAGGCCAGACGACAAGACAACAGGGGACAUAGCAGUGUUGCACAGGGGUACCCCCCUUUAUGGCCAGCCUGCCUGGUGGGGAGAUGGAGAUUCUCAUGACCAACAACCAGGGAGGCCUGAGGAGAAGAGCGCAGAGCGAAAGCGAGAAAAAGUUGAAACAGACAACAAGAAAAGUGCAGAGAUGCCAAAGUCUGCCCAGCAAACCACUUCUAAUCAGGAGCCCAGCUACUUUGAGAUCCCAACCAAAGAGCCGCCCUCACAAGAACAAGACGCUACUGGUUCUGCUGCAGCAGAGCCAGCCCACGGCCAUGCCUCCUUCACUAUUGAGUUUGACCCUGGAGCAUCAGGUAAAGUCACUGUGAAAGAUCGAGUUGCAAAGGUUGGACCAGAGACCAGGCCACGCCCUAAAAGAGCUGUUGGGGAGGAGCUGAGUCCACUUCAGACUGCCAUGGUAGCAGCGGAGGUCAAAGUUGCCGACUGGCUGGCCCAGAAUGAGCUGCCGUUGGCUCUGAAGGACACAGUUGCAGAGGAUGAUGGGGAAAGUGUGAAGAGCGAUGUACCUGUGCAUCUUAGGAGUCUUAAAGGCAGUAAACAUGAGGACGGCACACAGAGUGAUUCUGAGAAUGCACUAGGAGAGCAGCGCAGAGCGGCAGCGCUGGAGGAGCGUUCGUGGGGACUUUGGGGUGGUGCAGGUAUGAAGAUCAGAGAAGGUCGCGCCAACGUACCCGAGGGACUCUUCGCUGAGGAGGACAGUCCUGCACGCCGCCGCAAGCCUUCAAACCCCAAAGUGGGAAGUGGGUUCACGGAGAGGCGCCGUGGUUCGGCACCACAUCAACAGAAUGCGCAUGACGAGUGCUAUCACCAUGGAGAUGAUUACAGUGACAGAGGGACUUACACCAUUGAGGUGGAAAAUGGAGAUCGUGAGGAAGAAGAGGCCAGAAAACUGAUUGACAAGGUGUUUGGUGUGGAUGAGUCUGGGUGUGUGUCCCGGCUGAGUGUUGCUGACCAAAGAGAGAGGCUUACCUCCCAGAGACAAGGCACUGGUGACAGAGGAAAACCUGGACGCAUGGAGACAGAGGUCUUGUCUGAGGAAUUAAUGGUGGGUGGUCCUCGUUGGGUGUCUCAGUGGGCUACUCUAGCUGCCAGCCACAUUAGGACAGACCCUGAGGGAUCAGGAGGGGACAGCCACGCCAUGGUUACAGAGGACAGAGCUGAAAUAAGUGAAUCCAGCCACUCUGCGUCCUUUGCCUCCUCUGGGUACACAGAGCGUAAGAGGAGAACCCUUCCCCAGUUGCCUGGAGAGGAGCUCAGUCUAGGUAGGAGGGUCCCUGGCUCUGGCCUGCGUACAGAUAUGGGGGAGAAACAGGACACUGAGCUACAGGAGAAGGAAAACCAGGAGGUGAAGACGUCAAGAGGAGUGAAUCCUCCUGGUCACAGCACUGGAGGUGUGGGUAGUCACACUGGCAGCCCCAGUCGCUCCUCACCUGCCAAGUCACAGGACAGUGGUGGUGGGAGGUCAGGUCAGUCAGGUGUGUUGACGAAGCUCCCCCCUCGCCCAUUGACCAGUGGGGAGAAGAGAAUGGAGGAGGCACGGAGGAGGAAAAAGGAAGAGGAGAAAGCUAGGGAAAGCAGCGGCAAACCAUUGUUGAGGCAAGAGAGUUUUACUGUGGAGAAACCAAGCUCCAACGUGCCCAUUGAGCUCAUACCGCGUAUAGAUGCGGUAUCGAGCAGCAGAACUCAGAGCAGGGAGGCCGGCAUCGACACCACCACGCUGCAGAAAGACUCAGAGGCUGUGGCAGCCUUUCUGGAGAACACUGUAUCAGACCAAGGUGAUCCUCCAAGCCAGUCCAUUGAAGGCUCCAUGUCACCAGAGUCGGACGUGGACACAACAAGCACAGUAAGCCAGGCCGAUGGAGCGAGGAAAGUAGUCCAGAAACGCCGGACCCUCAUAGGACAGCAAAAGGAGAGAACAGUAGUGUGUUCAUCCAGCAAAGGCCCCGCUGCAGGCAGGGAGACUCAGGAGAGGAGGGUCAAAAACAGAACAUCUGGCCCACCCCAACAAAGCCGUAACUGGACUUCCCUGGACCUAACCGAUGAUGACGUCAACUCCAACUCACUUCUCUCCGAUUCACAGCCCACGUCCACACAAGAAUCAAGAAGCUCACAUGCUAAAGCCCAGACAGGCAGCACAACAGUAGGGGCCAGCACCAAAUCUAGUCGGGCUAAGAUCAGCCAGGCACCAGCCUCCUCUGCACCCAGUAAAACCACCAAUGUACCCAAGCCCAGACCCACCAGGGCAUCCAUACUGAGGCGGGCCCGCUUGGGGGAUUCAUCAGACACCGAACCUGCUGAUCUAGACCGGAUGUCGGUGGCAUCAGAGGCCUCCACUGCUAGUUCCACAUCCAGGACAGGGAUGGCAAGAAGGGGAAUGUCCAGGAUAGAAGCUUUGGCUCAGCCAAGGAGGCCUAGGGUAGGCUCCCCAUCUGCCCAGAGUGACUCUGAGGCUACUGUGACGAGGAGUAGAUGUCUGGGGGCCCGCAGUGCUGCAGGUGAUUAUGGCGUCAGACAAGGACUGAGAGGUUCCAACGUUACUUCAAUGUCUGGACCCAGAGCCAGAGCUAAUAGCGCCUCCAAGCUGCCUGACAAGAGUAAAGGAACACAUGGAAAUGUCACACCUGCAUCUGGCACUCGGUGGCGUCGCGUGCCUGUGGAGUAUGCCUCCACCUCCGAGGACGAAUACGGCUCCAAUCGCCACAUAUCGAAGCAGGGUCACACGCGAGCGUUCCCUUCUACUCGGGUAGCCCAGCUAGGAGGUUCAGCUCCAGCAACCCCUAAUCCUGCAGGCCUGACUGCCCUGAAGCAGCACUCCAGGGAACAGGAUGAGUAUAUGAGAGACUGGACAGCACACAGUGAGGAAAUAGCCAGGAUUAGUCAAGAUCUAGCCAAAGACCUCGCCAUGCUCGCCAGAGAGAUUCAUGAUGUGGCAGGAGAGAUCGACUCAGUGAGCCCUGCAGCCACUGACCCUGGAGCUCUGUUGGAGGAACGUGUAUUUGACGACAGCUUGGACCUGGGCGGUCACUCUACAGAGCCCAGUGACAUGCAAGGCACCAACGGUCGGUCUGUGGAACUUCGACCCCGUGCCUCUGAUGGUCACAGUUCACGGUCCAUCCGCCGACAGACGUGGAACAGAGACGAUGCGGUGUUAGACAGUUUACUACUGGCUUCUGUGAAUCAACUCUCGACCAGGAUACGUCAAUCUGUCGACAAAACAACUUGCAAAAUCAGGAUGAUCUUCAAGGAUAAGGAACGAAAAUGGGAAGAGAUCGAGACCAAACUGCAGGCGGAGCACGAAUCCUUACUGCUCAAGAGCUCCAACAAGGAGAUUUCAACCAUCAUUCAAGAUCUGAAGAGAGUGGAGAGACAGCUGAUAGUAAUUGACAUGAUGGUGGACCCGGAUGGUACCCUAGAUGCCCUGACCACCUUAGGCAUAACCAGUCCUCUGGCUGACCAGAAGAUCAGCCCCGGGGCUCGACAGAGGGAGUUAGCAUUGCAUCCUGGAGCUGAGGCUUCGUCCGGCGCACAGUCAGCCUCCCGGUCUGAAGGACUGUCCACUGAACACCAUGGGUCCUCAGACCAUGCAGACAUGGGAGAGCGAGGCCCAGCGCCCCAGCAGAACUCUAGAUCCUACAAGUGAAUACUUCAGAGUAUAUCCUUUAUAUCUGACAUAUACUGAAGCCCUUGGAGCAGACAUUGGUCUAAGGUUAAAUGAUUUGUUUGGAUUUGGUUUUAGACAAGAUGAAGGAAGAAGAGUGACACCUUUUCCAUGGGAAAAUCUGACUUCUCUGUCAGUCAAACUGAGUCAUGUUGAGGCUGUAUGUCCAACAAGCCUAAGGGAAACUCUUGGGAUGACAAAUAUACUAUAUAAUACAUUACAGUAUUAUAUGCCAGGCUUAUAAAAAAAAGCUAUGGCAUCAGAUACAGUAACCCAUCAGUGUGUUUGUGUUGCAGCUCAUUCUUAUUAUUCAUUAUCAGAAAACUUUUCAAGUCGUGCUAUUAAAGCUUUCCAAACCCCUUUUUCUUAUCAUGUUACUGGCUUUAGUUUUAAAGGAAAGUUAGAAAUGACCUUAAACUUGAAAUGUUUGAGACUGACCCAAAAGCUACUCAGAUUUAAGGCCAAAGCAGAAACCCAAACUAGGAAGGUGCAAUGGUGUCAAAAACAAAUGAGUGUGUGACAGGUAAGGUCGCUCUAUCCCGCCGCAGAAUUAUUUAUCAAAAUAAAUAUUUUUUUGUCCUGUUUGCAAUGUCUCAGAUAUGACUUUCCUUCAGAAACGGCCGUGGUGCUUAUCGGUUCGGAGAAGACCUGGGUGUGUACAGUAUGUACCGGUGUAAAUGUUUAUUACAGUAAGAUUUUAAACUUCCGUCCAUGCCUUUUUUUCCCUUGUGCCGAUGUCAUAUCAAGCCAGUGUGUCAAAGAUAGACUUUGAGUGUUAAUAGAAACUAUAAAAUCAAAUGUAGCUCCCAGAAAAGGUUUUCCUCUUCCAAAUGUAUUGUGUCACAAGUGCCCUGGAUCAAACAAUCAUUACAGCUAGAGAUAAUGGACGGUGCAAUGUAUAGGAGAUGGAUGGGAGGAGAUGAAAUCACUUUCUUUGCACAUUUCAAAGAUAAUACAUGUCAAUAUCAAUCUCUAAGGGACCAGGACAUGAUGUUCCCCAAAGACCUUUAUCAUGUUUAAGUCUUUGACAAAAAAAAAAAAAAGCAGGGUAAAAAAAAAACAGCUGUCUGUAGAUGAAUGGUUUCUCCAAGUACUUUCACAGUGUUCUGUUUGAACCAGCAUAGACAGGGAUCACCUCCCAGUCCUCAAGUCUAUCAUUAACAAUGCAAUGGAACGAUGGACCGUGUUAUGACAGUAGGUUUUUCCGAUGUCUUGCCUCAUGCCAAUGUUUACACAUGAAUGUAACCUGAUCUGAACUGUUGAAUCAAAUUUUAGCCAAAACAACUUUAAUAAAGACAAAUAAUUGCAUUUUGUUCUCUGUAUACUUUGUCUUGAAUUCUGUUUGAGCAUUUUGAGCAGAAGUUCUUUUUUGUUUGGAUGUUUUGUAUGAAGUUUUUCCUUUCUUUGUAUUGAUGUUAGGAUAAAUGUUGACCUUGCAAUAUCUGUGUAUUGUUUGUCUCAUUUCCAAUAAAAUGCAUGAUAAUGACGA